This is a messenger RNA of Oncorhynchus mykiss (rainbow trout), 817 nucleotides long. RefSeq names its product ADP-ribosylation factor-like protein 8B-A. Gene Ontology annotation, biological process: anterograde axonal transport; protein transport. Gene Ontology annotation, cellular component: lysosomal membrane. Gene Ontology annotation, molecular function: GTP binding; GTPase activity. The record is from RefSeq and is a predicted model, not a curated record. Lineage: Eukaryota; Metazoa; Chordata; Actinopteri; Salmoniformes; Salmonidae.
CGCCCGGUGCCCCACCGCUUAGCAUAAUCGAAUCCUCCCACUGCCAGCUUUCUGCCGAAGUUCAGUGGGAAUAUCAAAUUCAAGAUGCUGACACUUAUAAACCGGCUUUUGGACUGGUUUAAGUCCCUCUUUUGGAAAGAGGAGAUGGAGUUAACCCUGGUUGGACUUCAAUACUCGGGGAAAACGACAUUUGUUAAUGUGAUAGCUUCUGGGCAAUUUAGUGAAGACAUGAUCCCAACAGUCGGAUUCAACAUGAGGAAGGUCACAAAAGGCAACGUUACCAUCAAGAUCUGGGAUAUAGGAGGGCAGCCGAGGUUCAGGAGCAUGUGGGAGCGCUACUGUCGGGGAGUUAACGCAAUUGUAUAUAUGGUGGACGCAGCAGACCAUGAGAAGGUGGAAGCUUCCAGAAAUGAGCUACACAAUUUGUUAGACAAGCCUCAGUUGCAAGGAAUUCCUGUUUUGGUGCUUGGCAACAAAAGAGAUCUCCCCAGUGCUCUAGAUGAGAAGCAGCUCAUUGAAAAACUGAACUUGGCAGCUAUUCAAGACCGAGAGAUUUGCUGCUACUCUGUUUCCUGCAAAGAGAAAGACAACAUGGAUAUCACACUGCAGUGGCUCAUCCAACACUCAAAAUCUCAGAGAAACUGAAUGUACCGGAACUGCACCCUCCCAGCUCCAUCUGCCAUAUUACCCUCAUGCCACACCAUGCUCACGCUGAUGUAUAGUUGUCCCUCCUAACUCAGUUGCUGCACUGUGCUGCUUGUGCCUCCCCCUGUUGUUGUUAUCUCCCCACAACCCCUUGCACUACUACAAGAUGGUA